Vollenhovia emeryi is the source of this 3210-nucleotide messenger RNA. It is a transcript of the gene IKKbeta, whose product is annotated as inhibitor of nuclear factor kappa-B kinase subunit beta-like. Gene Ontology annotation, cellular component: cytoplasm; IkappaB kinase complex. Gene Ontology annotation, biological process: peptidyl-serine phosphorylation; tumor necrosis factor-mediated signaling pathway; positive regulation of transcription by RNA polymerase II. The record is from RefSeq and is a predicted model, not a curated record. The transcript has 12 exons. The coding region runs from base 95 to 2140 and encodes 681 amino acids. Lineage: Eukaryota; Metazoa; Arthropoda; Insecta; Hymenoptera; Formicidae. Gene Ontology annotation, molecular function: ATP binding; IkappaB kinase activity.
AGCCACGUCUGCCAAGAGUCAUUCGGUCCUCGAUCUGAUAUACACGUUUGUGUGUGACAGCUGAAACGAAUUUUACCUCGUACACUCCGAGACAAUGUCGAGUGACAGUUGGAAGCUAAACUGUGUUCUGGGUACCGGAGGCUUCGGAACCGUCGAGCUUUGGAUAAACGUUCAAAGUGGCGAAAAGAUUGCAAUAAAAAAAUGUAAAUGGAGUUACUCGCAGCUAACGCCAAUACAACAAAAGAGAUGGGCCAACGAAGUUGAGAUAAUGAGGCGCUUGAAACAUCCAAACAUUGUAAGAACAGGAUGCGUUCCGUUCAAGCUGCCAAACGUAGAGGAGAAUCUGCCGAUGCUCUGUAUGGAAUAUUGCAGAAAAGGAGAUUUGAGAAAAAUUUUAAAUCGACCAGAAAAUUGUUGCGGAAUCAGUGAAACGGAAGCGAUCAAAGUAAUGAGUGAGAUCUCGUCAGCCGUGAGCUAUUUGCAUUCGCAUAACAUAACUCAUCGAGAUUUAAAGCCAGAGAAUAUAGUUUUACAGGAUAAACAGAAUGUGAUCUCGUAUAAAUUAAUAGAUCUCGGAUAUGCCAAAGAGCUUGGAGAGGCAAGCACGACCGCCUCUUUAGUUGGCACGCUAAAUUAUGUCGCUCCGGAGCUCCUCUGGGGAAAAAAAUAUAGUUGCUCUGUCGACUACUGGAGCUUAGGAAUAUUAUUUUAUGAACUUGUAACUGGAACGAGGCCAUUUUUACCAACAAUGCAACAUACGAUGCAAUGGAUGAAAUACAUAAAAAAUAAGAGUUAUGAUGACAUUCAUGCUUACGAGUCAGAAGGGGAAGUCAUUUUUGGGACAGACAUUCAAAAUCCAACUCAUUUAUCAGAUUGCCUCCAAAACAAAAUGGUCCACUGGUUCAGGCUGGUUUUACAAUGGGAUCCACAUAAAAGAGGUAAAAUGCUUGAUAAAUUUGGUACACCCCAUUCAGUAGUAUUUACAAUGUUACAGCAUGCAUUAGCAAACAAGAUACUAUACGUCUUCUGUCUGCCACUUUACAAAAUUAAUGCGUACGAAGUUAAUAGUACUACUACUCUCGGGGAUCUUCAAUCGUUGAUAGAAAGAGAUACUGAUAUUGAAGUCAAGCACCAAGUGUUAACUGACUACAAAGGUGCAAUACUGAUUGAAAAUACUGCGUCACUUGCGUCACAAAGUAAUGAUCACGUUUUCUUUCUCUUUAGAAAUGGCUGUUGUUUGAUAAAAGAUGUACCGAAAUUAACUAUUCCUACCGCAGUUCAGAAAAUGAUAGCACAAUCAAGAAAUGAAUUAAAUUAUGAAACAGUAAAAGAUUAUUAUCGCAAUACAAUACAUUUUAUGAGGAAAGAGGUGUAUUUAUUUCACUUAUACAUUUUUGCGCUUAAUAUAAACAUAGACUUGCUACAUCAAAAAAUCGACAGAUUUAAUACAAGCAUGGCAGAGACACUGGAAAGUACAAAGAAUCUUACAGAACAAGUGCAUACAAGUCGUACGAAAUAUAUAAACAUAACGGAUGUAGAUGCAACUAAUACAAGAAAAGUACACAUUCUUUUUGACAAAGUUGAUAAAUUGGCUAGUACAGCCGAUCAAAUACAGAUGAAGUUUAUGUCUCUAAAAGAAGACAAUGAUAGAUUGAGAGAUCAAGCUCAAGCUAUUGAUUAUAUAGGAAAUUUAUCGAAGCUGUCUGAUAAGAUAUGUGACAUAUAUCUAAAAUUUAAGAAAGAGAAUCCACAUAAAACAGCAAAACCACUGGAAAUGUCGAAAUUAGUGUUUGCAUUUGUGAAUGCGCGUGAGACGCAACUUCAUGAUAAAAAUAUAACUGAUAUUGCAAGGCAGAUAGAUAAAUUGCAAGAUAAACUGUCAAUACUAGAAAAGGGAUUUAUUUCUGUUACUGCCUUGACAAAAUCAUAUUGGGAGGAACAUCAAACAAUCGCACUAUCGGAUACUAACAGUGUCUCUGAAUCUAGCAACCAUCAAUCCUUAAAUAUCUUUACCACCGAAUUAGACUUCCAAUCAGAGGACAAUGUGAUAUAUGAUAAUUUGGUCAUGCGCUACAGGUUGGACAAUUUGAUGACUCAAAUACAGAAAAAAUAUGUUGAAGUGGUUAAAUUAGACCCGUGAUCGAAGACACCACGCAAAUAUAACAUUCAUGUUAUGAAAUGAUCUAGCAUACGAAGCAUUUUAACUUCCAUUUUUUUAUACAUUUCAAUCCUUGAAGUCUGUUUAUGUAAAUGUGCGUGGAACAUAAUGCCGUACACCCCACUUAAUAUUAGCGUGUUUAUCAGUUUUAACAAACGUAUAAACAGGUUUGUUGAACAGUUGCUCCAAUUUUCUUGCUUGAUACGUGUCGCUCUGACCUGUUCAGAAAAGUUUGUAUAAAGUAUUUUUGUAAUUUUAAUAAUUUUUAUGAAAAGAGACUGACUUUACAAUUAUCUUACGUACGCGCAGUAUAUAUAAAAAAAAUAAUUUGUAUAAACACAUUUUAGAAAGAUAAGAAAGUAGUUUUUUUAAAUAUCAAAAGGUCGAUAGAUUAAAUAUAAACAUUCUUAUUUGGCUCAAUACACAAUUUAAAUAAAAAUGUGAACUUGUAUGUGCAGUAUAAUUUUGUUAAUUUGAUUUUGAGAUUUAUUGUUUCUUAAACAAUAACUUACCUUUUUCAAACGCAACAACCAUAUUUAGGGAAAGGUAGAGUAUAAAAUAGAUUUUUAAUAUCUGAAAUAGUUGUGAUAUUAAAUGUAAGCAACGAAUAUAUCCAUGGUAUGAAAAAUGUGAUAUGUACUCACUUGCAUUGCACGAAAUAUUACACUUAUUAUUCUCAUCGUUAACGUAUAUCAGAUAUCUAUCUAGUUGUCGAUAUUCUUCCAGACUGUCUUUGCGAUAGAUCAGCGAGUACUUAAAAUUUGUCGAGUCUACGAUAAAAAGUGCAACGGUUGAGUGAUCUUUUGUAUGCUCUGUAUGUGUGUGUAGCUUAAAUAUCUUUUACCACUUUCGCUAACCCAGAUUCUACGAUACCUAUUACUUUUGUAGUCGUUGAACAUGAAGAAUACGGUCGCUCAACGAUUUUAACAAGAGUAUUUUAUUGUAAUAUGGAUAGGUACAAUAUUUUGUACUGAUAUAUUUUAUUAGAAAACUGUAUACAGAUCUCAAUUGAGAAUUGAACAACGAUGUUAAAAUAAAUAUUAUGUUCUUUA